Acinonyx jubatus (cheetah) is the source of this 1225-nucleotide messenger RNA. RefSeq names its product izumo sperm-egg fusion protein 1-like. Gene Ontology annotation, biological process: fusion of sperm to egg plasma membrane involved in single fertilization; heterotypic cell-cell adhesion; sperm-egg recognition. Lineage: Eukaryota; Metazoa; Chordata; Mammalia; Carnivora; Felidae. The coding region runs from base 410 to 1225 and encodes 271 amino acids. The transcript is spliced from 7 exons. Gene Ontology annotation, cellular component: plasma membrane; acrosomal membrane. The record is from RefSeq and is a predicted model, not a curated record. Gene Ontology annotation, molecular function: signaling receptor binding; protein binding involved in heterotypic cell-cell adhesion.
UAGAAGGGGGAGGGUGUGGGAAUUCCUUGUAGAUCGGGGUGAAAGGUGACCCUGGCUCCGGUCAUAAAGCCCUCCACAUCACGUGACCAACGUCACCCUCUCCCCAACAACAUCCUUAUUUUCAGUCUUGGGAAAUCGAGUGGAAGACGGUGGCCUGCUCGUCCCUUCCAAAAGCCCUCAGCCUGGUUUCGGCUGUUCCGCUACAACAUUCAAGGUCAAGGUCGGGCAGCAGCUGUCUAGGGUGCCUCGGGACUCCGGACACCUCGGUUUCCUAACGGAGAAGUGGGAGCCCUGCAAACUGGGGCUCUUCGUCUCAGGGAUAGCUUCUUUCCCCUUAGCGAUCACCUCCUCCGAGUGGGGUGGGAGGACCCUCCCCGGGGUUCUGUGCGGGCUGAGCCCUCUGGCCUCAAUGGGACCCCAAGUAGCCCUCCUGGUGGCGGCGCUGGCCGGCUGCCUGCUUGGGGCCCGGAGCUGUGUCAUUUGUGAUCCAAGGGUCGUGGCCGCGCUGGACGCCUUGGAAAAGGAAUACCUGCCUACCCACCUCGCCCCCGGGCGUCACAGACAAGUGAUGGAAAGGGUAAGAGAAACCGUGAGGAAUUUCCGGGACCUGCCAUAUUUAGAGGAUACCUUUAUGGGGGUUAUCGAUGAGGCCACAAUGGAAACGUCAGUCUUAAGUUUUCUGAGGAGUGUGAGACUUAUCAGAAACAGUGGUUUAGCAGAUGACACUUUCGUGAACGAGUUCUCCUGGAUGUUGACUCUGGAAAAGGCAGCCUUUCAGGGCUAUGUCGCUCGGUUCCAAAGAAAGGAUUUCUAUCCCAACAAAUGUGGUACAAUGUUGCAGCUUCUGAUCUGGUGUAGUAACUGUAAAAAGCAGCUUCACGCUUGUCGAAAAUCCAGAGAUUGUGGGGUGCUCCAAAUCAAUGUCCAUGAAACGGAAGACCUGAUCCUGGACUGUGAGCUCGACUGGCAUAAAUUAUCUCAAGGCCUGACCUAUUACAGCUUUUACAGGGUUUGGGGGAGCAAUUCUGAGACUUUGGUGUACAAGGGGAAACGGCCCACCCUGAUCAAGCGACUGGUGAGGCCAGAGGAUGCGGGUAACUACCGCUGCGAGUUGGGCACUGAGGGAUCCAGCCCAGCCACGGUCAUCCAUUUUGAAGUCACAGGUCAGAGCUGGGGAGUCGACAGACGUAUGGGACUCAGGGUCCUGGGUUUGGGGGGGUGCUGA